AUGGCCAUCCUAUCCCUCUCGAACCUAGCCGUCCUCGCCGUCAUCCUGCCCCUCCUAUACAUCUACACGGCCGCCGUCGCGCAGACCCGGCUCCCCAUGCUGCGCAACAAGCGCGUGUGCCUCUUGAUCGCGCACCCGGACGACGAGGCCAUGUUCUUCGCGCCCACUGUGCUCGCGCUGACCCGCCCCGAGGCGGGGAACCACCUCAAGAUCCUGUGUCUCAGCUCCGGCAACGCCGACGGGCUGGGCGAGAUCCGCAGGAAGGAGUUGGUGAAGAGCGGCAUGCUGCUUGGCUUGCGCAGUGAGGAGGACGUGCAUGUGCUUGACAGCCCAGACUUCCCCGACUCCAUGACCACAACCUGGGACGCCUCCAAGAUCUCUGCCCUCCUCACCAGCACCUUCGCGCCGCAAAACCUCACCCAACAACCACCACAACCAGCAUCCAAGCGCUCCUCCUCCUCCUCCUCCAACACCACCGCCCCCACCGCCACCAUCGACGCCCUCAUAACCUUCGACUCCCGCGGCGUCUCCUCGCACCCAAACCACAUAUCCCUCUACCACGGCGCCCGCUUCUUCACCUCCUCCCUCGUGCGCUCUUACCCGGGCUGGGCAUCCCCCGUCGACCUGUACACUUUAACCACCGUGAACUUCCUGCGCAAGUACACCGGCUUCCUAGACGUGCUGGCCACAAUCCUCUCUAUCGCUUUCGUGCGGGGCGACAACCAGGUCGCGGGCCACACGCGGAGCGAGAGGGGGAACCCGGGGGCGCUGGUGAGCAUGGUGGGGCUUGGGGGAGGGGGCAGGGAGAGCUACGGGGCGGGGAGGAGGGCGAUGACGGAGGCGCAUCGGAGCCAGAUGGUUUGGUUUAGGUGGGGGUGGAUUGCGCUGAGUCGGUACAUGUAUAUGAAUGAUUUGAGGUUGGAGAAGGUGAAGACGUGA
Hypoxylon fragiforme is the source of this 939-nucleotide messenger RNA. RefSeq names its product LmbE-like protein. The record is from RefSeq and is a predicted model, not a curated record. Gene Ontology annotation, molecular function: N-acetylglucosaminylphosphatidylinositol deacetylase activity. Gene Ontology annotation, biological process: GPI anchor biosynthetic process. NCBI's taxonomy places the organism in Eukaryota, Fungi, Ascomycota, Sordariomycetes, Xylariales, Hypoxylaceae. Gene Ontology annotation, cellular component: endoplasmic reticulum. Bases 1 to 939 code for a protein of 312 amino acids. The transcript is spliced from 2 exons.